AUGCAAACAGCUGGAGACAUGAUCUUCAGUCUGCAGGAAAUGUUCCAACAAACCACUCGCCCUGCAAGGCAGCAAGCGAUAAAGAAGUUGAUGAACGCCAAGCAGGCCGAGGGUACUCCCGUGAGAGAGCAUAUGCUCAAGGUCAUGGAGUACCUCUAUGAAGCCUUGGAUCUUGGUGCUGAAAUCGAUGGACAAACGCAGGUGGAUAUGGUAUUGGAGACCCUGUCAAGCUCAUUCUCCCAGUUCAAGUUGAACUUCAACAUGAACAAGAUGGAGAUGUCUCUUCCAAUGCUUAUGAAGGAACUUCAAUCCACUGAGCAGAUAAUGGGAAAGGAGAAGCAAGUCCAUUUUGUUAAGAUAAGACAACUAAAUUUGGACCAAGAUUUGUGCUAUGCUACUGGGUUGGAUUUCCUAAAGGGACUCGUGGUGGCUAUUUCUACAAUCCUGAGAGUCAAAAAGUAUUCGUUAGCAUGA
Molecule: messenger RNA, 474 nt
Organism: Tripterygium wilfordii
Lineage: Eukaryota; Viridiplantae; Streptophyta; Magnoliopsida; Celastrales; Celastraceae
Exons: 2
Coding region: 1-474 (157 amino acids)
Source: RefSeq, a predicted model, not a curated record